GUGCGGGAGGCGGGCGCACGGUCGGCGGCUCCUCCCUCGUCCCGCCGCCGGUGGCGCGGCCGCCAUGGAGGGGGGUGUGCAGCUGCGCGCGGGUGCCUCCAAGGGCGACAUCCGGCAGAAGGUGUGGGACUACCUGGAGGCUAACGGGCUGGCGGAUUUCCCGCGGCCGGUGCACCGCCGCAUCCCCAACUUCAAGGGGUCUCACCAGGCUUGCUGCUCUAUUAGAGAGCUGGAUAUGUUCAUCAGAGCACGUGAGAUUAAAGUAGAUCCUGACAAACCUCUCGAAGGUGUUCGGCUAGCUGCACUGCAGGCGAGGAAGACUUUGUUGGUUCCCAUGCCACGCCUGAGAACUGGACUGUUCAAUAAGAUUGUUCCACCUCUAGGUGCAACUAAGGAGAUCCUGCGAAUAUGUGCUACAUCUCAAGGUAUAAAAGAAUACAGUGUGCCUGUAGGUCUUGAAGGGAAAGCACAAGUGGACUUGGUUGUUGUAGGAUCAGUGGCUGUCUCUGAAAAAGGCUGGAGGAUUGGAAAAGGGGAAGGUUAUGCAGACAUGGAAUAUGCGAUGAUGGUGUCAAUGGGUGCAGUGCAGGAGGAUACACCUGUAGUUACUAUUGUACAUGACUGUCAGGUGGUCGACAUAGCAGAAGAGCUUCUUGGUGAUCAUGAUUUAACUGUGGAUUAUAUACUCACUCCAACAAGAACUAUCAAGACUGAUUGCAAACGACCAAAGCCUCGGGGAAUAAUAUGGCAUAAGGUCACCUCUGAGAUGCUGGGAAAAAUCCCCAUCCUAAGGAGUCUUCGCUACAAGGAGAAGCGGGCUGGCAAGGAUGUGACCCUCCAAGAUGAACAUUCAGACUUGGCAAAUACCAAAAAACCAGCAGCAUUAAAUCAGAGGGCAACGGCUGAAAAUACAAGACCGCAGGCUGCUAUGGGCUCAGCUGAAAUAGGGAAACACUGUGUUGAAGGUGAUUCUUUAAAUCCCAGAUUAGAGGGAUCUGGCAGGAUUACUACUGUGUACCUGGGGAACAUAUCUCCCAGCGUAAGAGUGAGUGAGCUGAAAUGUGCUUUAAGGGAAUUCCAUGUAAGUCCUUUACGACUGAAUUGGCAAGGAGCACAGCACAGGGCUUUUCUUGAUUACAAGGAUAAACCAACCGCAGAGAGUGCUGUAUCUUCUUUGAAAGGCUUGAGCCUCGGGGGUUAUCCUUUGCGAGUUGAGCUGGCCAAGAAUCAGAGAAGCAAAGGGCAAGUAGAAAUCAAUAGUCAAAAAUGAAUAUGAAUAGAGGAGGAAAAAAAAGUUGGUGUUUUCAUUGUUUUGUGAGAAGCUAAUCUAGGUUUUCAAGGAUAUUAGUAUUUCCUCUGCUUUCUGCAGGCUAAACAACAAAGUGGAGACAGCUUUUCAAACAAAUGAGGCAUACAUCUCAUGGCUGACUUGCCUGCCUCAUUUCUGCAGUUGUACAUGUAAAGUGUAUUUGUCAAGACAGAUGACAGAGGGGCCGUUUCUCUGAACAGUUAUCCACAAAGUACCCGCACUCUGUGAAUUUGGGGUUUUUUUUUUUGGAGGGGUGGGGUGAUGGUUGAUUUGCUGUUUGGUUAGUACAUUUUUGAGGCCUGGAUCAAAAACCUGCCCCUUGGUAGCUGUGUGCAGCCAUGUAUAGUGAGUUGGUUAUGUUCUGUCUGCUAAAGGUUGUACCUGCAAAUGUGUACUUGUGAGCUUGAAAGCCAGCUGCAGAAAAUCUGUCGUAAGGGUUACAAUUCUGUUUUUCAAUAGCUUUUGCCUGUUGGGAGUUCUCAGUGUAUUUUUAAUAAAAAUGGCUGGGGGGAGAGAGUGCUCUUCUCGUGCUCUUGAAGAAUGGCUGUGGAAACACUGGCUCAGCCACUGAGUUCCAACAAUAGCUGUUACCAUCAGGUGGAAGAUUCUUAGCUUGUUUUGGUAAUUCAGCCCUUUGUAAACCUUGUAUUUCGUGUUUCAGUCUGGCAGGGGAAAGUGAAGACCAAUUUUCUCCUCUGUUUUCCCCCAAAACGUUUCAGGUGCCUUUUUUAUGGAUGCAAAUAAUUAUAAAAUAACUGCUUUUCCUGAUGGUCUCUUACAAUCUGGUGUGGUUCUGUUUGCUCUGUGAAACUACGUGAAUAUUAAUCAUUGUACUGGAAAUGAAAAGCAGAUGGACCACGGUCAAAGCCUGUGGGUUUUGACCCAGAGUCUGAUAAGGAGUUGUUUGAAAAGUUGCUGGAGAUGGUAGAAAAGGCUGUUCCUGCUGUGCCUAUGUCACAACCAGCCUGGUCUUCCUGCAUCCACAACAUCAGACGGCAGCACUGGCAACUUCUCCUCGUGAAAGGGCUGCCCAGUACCAGCUUGAACAGUAAGAUUUGCACGCAUAUGUACAUUCACUUAUGGUGUAAAGGAGAAUGAUGAUUUAUUUGGUGUGGCUUUUAUUACUACUGUUUUUUUCCCUUCGGUUUCCUAUUCCUGAAAAACAAGUUGUAUUUUGGCCGAACCAUCCUUUCUAAACAGAAGCACUUUUGCCAUUGACGCUGGGCACAUAGUCAAAGUAAGCAUCUAAAGGGGAUAUUUUUUUACGUUUGAGCUGGAAACUUUUUUUAGCCAGAGGGUACUGUUAAGUGUAUUUUAAGCAUGUUAUUAUGCCUCAAGGGUCAGACAUUUCAUACAGUAUUAAAUAAAAAGUUCUCAUCAUUAUUAUGUGCUCUGUACACAGGGGCUCAAGAAAGUGUUGCUUCAACUUCUUGUAAGGUAAAUAAAAGAAAAGUUUCUGAAAAUAAAUAGUGCCAUGCUCUAAAA
Strigops habroptila (Kakapo) is the source of this 2794-nucleotide messenger RNA. RefSeq names its product methenyltetrahydrofolate synthetase domain containing (gene MTHFSD). The coding region runs from base 65 to 1270 and encodes 401 amino acids. Gene Ontology annotation, molecular function: RNA binding. The transcript has 8 exons. The record is from RefSeq and is a predicted model, not a curated record. Gene Ontology annotation, cellular component: cytoplasm. NCBI's taxonomy places the organism in Eukaryota, Metazoa, Chordata, Aves, Psittaciformes, Psittacidae.